Messenger RNA from Saprolegnia parasitica CBS 223.65, 192 nucleotides. RefSeq lists its product as hypothetical. NCBI's taxonomy places the organism in Eukaryota, Oomycota, Saprolegniomycetes, Saprolegniales, Saprolegniaceae. The transcript is spliced from 2 exons. The coding region runs from base 1 to 192 and encodes 63 amino acids. The record is from RefSeq and is a predicted model, not a curated record.
AUGCCGAGCCCGAACGUCAUCAUCCAGAUUGCGUACAAGAACGAAAGCCUCUUCGGUCGGCGCGCGAAGCUCGACCUAUCUUCCCCCGAGGGAAGCGCCGCGCGGCAUCAGCGCGGUCACGAGACGACCGAGCUCGAGUUUGGUCAACGCCGCGCCGAGACCCACGGUCAUGUGACCGAGAAGGACGCCUAA